UCUCUCGAUUAUUCUCUGUGCAUUUUUAAUUUUUCUCUUUCUGUCACCGGGGGCCCACUUUUCCCCGCCCACUCUCCUCAUUUUUUUUUCGCCCGAGUCUGAGAAUAGUGGAGCCAAGAAAUAGUUAAUCUUUCCGGCUGCUGCUAUGAUUGGCCGCUGUGUGCAGCCUUCAGCCUCCUUGAAUGAGAAACAGGGGUAACCAGGCAACUUCAGAGCCGGAGAGGAGAGAGAGAAAAGAAGAUAGAGCGUUACAGGAUCUUAAAAUUAUGGAAGAAUUUUUGUAAAGAAAAAAAAAAAGCAAGGCAAUGUGAUUUCACCUUGUGUGUCCGGGAAAUGGAAUUAACAAAUGGAUUUUCUUGAACGCUCUCUCUCUCUCUCUUCCUCUCCCUCUCUCUCUCUCCCUCUCUCUCAAUGGGGGGAACAGAUAGAGCGCUCAAAUGAAGGGGACACAGAUGUGGAUUAAAACGCUUAAAUGGGACACUCCAGAGACGCACGCGCUCAGAAAAGUGCUUGGAGAGAGUGACUGUGAUGGGCUGUCGGACUGCAUGUGAAGUGCUCUCCCAAAGAAUAAUAUCCACUCCUGACCUACUCUGAAGAACAAUAUAUCUUUCAAUCAAUGCCACAGACUCCCUCGGGGGGGAAUUACACCAGAGUAAUAGGCAUACACUCGGAAAAGAGCAACAGUGGACCAUGUGAUACUUGACCUUCACGAGAGAACUCAGCAAUACUCAAACAAAAUGCGCCACAAGUGACGGAGCGUAGAUUUCAAUGCUGGGUCUUCAUUUAUUGAGGAGCACCAGGCGUCUCACCAUGGAUUUGGACGAGAUUUUCUCUACCAAAGAGUGACUGAGAGAAGGACUGGAGUGGUGGGAAGUAGACACUGGGAGUUUGGAGGAGGAUUGAUUACGUGCUGCUAACCCAUGCUGGGUCUGCUGUGAGCAGGACGAGGGACUCAGCAGUGGAGGAUGUCAGCGGAGGCCGAGAUCCAGGCGGGUGUCAAAACCAGCCAGCGAAGGGAGUCCAGGAGGGUCAAAAGUCAGGACCGCACUGAGGCGGGGCUUAUUAAGCGUUUCCGUGGAGAUGGUGUGCGCUACAAGGCCAAGCUGAUCGGGAUUGAUGAGGUGACAGCGGCGCGUGGGGACAAGCUGUGCCAGGACUCCAUGAUGAAGCUGAAGGGAAUGGCUUCCUCGGCACGUUCCAAAGGGGAGCACAAACAGAGAGUCUUCUUGACGGUCUCCUUCGGCGGGAUCAAGAUUUACUGUGAAAGAUCAGGGGUGCUCCUGCAUCACCACUCAGUCCACGAGAUCAGCUACAUCGCCAAGGACACCCGGGACAACCGGGCCUUCGGUUAUGUCUGUGGGAAGGAGGGUCACCACAGGUUUGUGGCCAUCAAGACGGCACAGUCGGCCGAGCCUCUCAUCAUUGACCUGCGCGACCUCUUCACGCUCAUAUACGAUAUUAAACAGCGGGAGGAGAUGGAGAAGAAGGCUCAGAAGGACAAACAGUGUGAGCAGGCGGUCUACCAGACCAUCCUGGAGGACGAAGUCGACGAUCCAGUGUACCAGUACAUAGUGUUUGAGGCUGGACACGAACCCCUCCGUGGCCCCCAGUCAGAGGAGAGCGUUUAUCAGGUCCCAACCAGUCAGCAGAAGGAAGGGAUCUAUGAUGUCCCAAAACGCCAUUUCAUGACUAAUAUCAACCACUUUGAUCUUUUUGGUGACAUGUCCACUCCUCCCUCGAUGCCCCCAUCACCUGCCAACACACUGGACCCCAGCAGGAGCAGCCGCCAGCAGCAACAUGCUCCUGCUGAGAUGUACGCCCCCUUCAGCCCCACCUCUGUGCCGUCAGGUUAUAUGACCAUGGGUCCCGUACAGGCGGCCCAGUGGGCACAGCAGCCGUUUCCUGGUCAGGCUCAGACUCUGGCCUUCCCCGUGCAGGGGCCCCUCCAGGUGGCUCAGGUCCUCCCCGGUGGUCAGCCGGUCAUCUGGAGCCAAGCCAACAUUUUCCCCGCCACUCAGCAGCAGUGGGCGGCCAUGGCAGCCUACAUGCCGGCCCAGACUGUGGGCGUUGGGGGGCACGCUAUACCAGCUGCCAUGCUUCAAGGCCUGGUACCGAUUACCACCAUGUGCCCUCAAGCCUGUGAUCUAUCAGCUCCCUCCUCCGCCAUCACCAGCCCUCAGCACACGGCAGACCCCACUUUGCUCCAGAGGCAGCUGAGCCUCGGGAAGGACGGCCUUGGCAUGGACUCAGAUGCAGGCGAGGGCCCCUCUACAUCAGGAGCAGCAGGGGUGGGACCUGGUUUAGGUUCAGCAGCAGUAAGCAGGUGCGGGACCCCAGGCCUCAUGAGUGUACCAGACACGCUGGUCUGCAGUCAGCUGCUGCCUCCUUCAGCUGCUGCGACCCAGGAAGAGGAGGGGAGCUGUAGUGACCUUGAUCUCUCUAGGAUGACCUUGAGCCCAGGUACAUCAACGUCACCGUCAACUGAAUCUCCAUCCACUCCCGCCCCUCAGCAGAGCUCGUCUUCAGACUGCCCCCCCUCCCAGGCCAGUGACCCCCCCACAGAUCACUCCCCUGUAGACCCUGAGGGCAACUCCAGCAACGCCAAGGAGGAACAAUCGGACUCAUCUGUUGCAAGGUCGAUCUCUCCGGUGCCGGAUGGAGCUCCUGAUCCUCCGCAGGAUCAGACCUGUCCACAGGAAGACAGCUAGAGAACAACACACACCGAGGGAUGGAAGCUCUUGAGGCCCGGACAGAAGCUCAUGAGACAGAGAAGAAGAAGAUGAGAGAUGAGUGACUGUGAUCAGCAGCAACUCUCACGGCUGGAUUACACAGAUUUGUUCUGUUUGUUCAACCUUGGAAGGAUAUUUUGGCAGUUCUGCUUCAAGCUGGCUACCCUAGGAUCUGCUUUCCUCCAGAGGCCACAUACUGCACUGCACUGUACUCCUCAGCAUGACAACCAGACUUUGGCUGUAUCAUCCGAUCAGAAAACCUUUUAACCAGGAAGUGACCUUUGAUCUUUGAAACCUACAGAAGGAGGGUAUUUUCACCUCCCUGUAGUGGAUUAUCUAAUGUAUGAGGAUACAUGACACGGCCAUGAUGAUGCAGAUUAUUUUUUGGAACCUUUGAAGAGGAGCAGCAUCCUACUGUACGUGGUCGACCUUCAGUUUGUCAACAGCCACCAGCAAAGGACUGCACCCAGCAGAUGAAUUUGCCAAAUGUUCUCAGAGUGUUGCUCCACCGAUUCGUCCAUUUUGCAUGAACAGACUUGAUGUGGAUUCAGCGGACUCAGCUGUGAGCAAAAACUGUUCUCUGCAGCUUCCCUCUUGACCCGAAACAAAUAAAAAAAAAAACGUUGUUUUUUUGUCUUAUUUUAUAAGCUGUGAAUUCUUUGUUGAUGACGCUGAGUCAUUCGAGGUAUCCAAAUGACUUUGAGGCAUCAAUGUGGAAAUCGAAAAAAAUUGCCAAACAUCUAUUUUGUAAAUAAGAAUCCUCCCAGUCCCCCUUACCUGAGCCUCUGUGCCAUAAGAUAGCUCUCUGCCUCUUUGGAUGCCAACUACCUGUGUUUAAUCUCAAGCAAUGCCCUACCAGCACCUCCAUCUUUGACGUCUGGAUGUUUGUUUCGCUUUUUUUUUUGGCUUUUUCUUUUUUAUUUCAUUAUUUUUUUCUGAAAAUGUCUGUUUCUGUUGGGUUGGUGAGAUAUGAACUGUGAAUCUGUGUUACAUGGUCAUUCUAAAUAAAAGCCUGAUACCUGUCAAAAGAUACGAGAAAGGAAAGAGUCGACACAUUACUACGACGUGAAGAUUUCAGACUUUUUUUAAGGCAGAUUUUCCUGCAUCUUUCUGUUUUUAGAUAUUCUACAUUUCCAGUUGAGGUCACAUUGUUUACAACUCGCCUCUAAGGAUCAUAUCUUUGUUUGUUUUCUUGAGUAAAUAAGCAGAAUAAACCCAUGCUGAUUUGAUAUAGCUUAAUAACCACAUGCUCAGAGACAGUAGAGUGCAUUUCUAUGCCUUAUCAGGUUUAUUUCUGUCGUUCAGUCACUGUUCUUCUUGUCGGGUCAUUGUUGUAACAAAGCACUUGGGCGUAUUGUAGGUCUGCUCCACAGUAUGAAAGGUUGAAAAAGGAAAGGCAACGUUAUGUAAUAUGAACAAUAGAGAUAUCACUAUUAACUGCUAGACUUACAAUGACAAACGGUAACUGUACCCCUGCUCGUGUAAGAAAAAUGAGAAAUAGUCCGAAAUAUUUUGUAAAUUUUAUUUAUGGAAUUAAGAAUUGUCAUGAAAAGAGUAAAAAAAAGGACUUUUGUACGUCUAUGACUUCCCCAUACACUGUAUCCAUCCACUGUUCAGUCACAAAUAAAAUAUCAUGUGAUUCCCAUU
Molecule: messenger RNA, 4376 nt
Organism: Labrus bergylta (ballan wrasse)
Lineage: Eukaryota; Metazoa; Chordata; Actinopteri; Labriformes; Labridae
Source: RefSeq, a predicted model, not a curated record